UCCCGGCCAUGUGACCCCGCGGCCCGUCUGGGACGCGACGGGACGCGCUGGGACGGGCGCUGGGGGUCGCGGGCGGCAUGGAGCGGAGGUGGGUCUUCGUGCUGCUCGACGUGCUGUGCGUGCUGGUCGCCUCUCUGCCUUCCGCCAUCCUGACACUCGUGAACGCCCCGUACAAGCGAGGAUUCUACUGCGGAGAUGACUCCAUCCGGUACCCCUACCGUCCGGACACCAUCACCCACGGGCUCAUGGCCGGGGUCAUCAUCACCGCCACCGUCAUCCUUGUGUCGGCCGGGGAGGCCUACCUGGUGUACACAGAUCGCCUCUACUCCCGCUCUGACUUCAACAACUACCUGGCCGCCCUCUACAAGGUGUUGGGGGCGUUCCUGUUCGGGGCUGCAGUGAGCCAGUCGCUGACAGACCUGGCCAAGUACAUGACCGGCCGGCUGCGGCCCAACUUCCUGGCCGUGUGUGACCCUGACUGGAGCCGCGUCAACUGCUCCGUGUACGUGCAGGUGGCGGUGUGCAGGGGAAGGCCUGCUGACGUCACCGAGUCCAGAUUAUCCUUCUACUCCGGACACUCCUCCUUUGGAAUGUACUGCAUGGUGUUCUUGGCGCUCUACGUGCAGGCCCGGCUGUGCUGGAAGUGGGCACGGCUGCUGCGGCCCACCGUGCAGUUUUUCCUGGUGGCCUUUGCCCUUUACGUGGGCUACACCCGUGUGUCUGACCACAAACACCACUGGAGUGAUGUUCUCGUUGGCCUCCUGCAGGGGGCGCUGGUGGCCGGCCUCACUGUCCGCCACGUCUCCGACUUCUUCAAAGCCCGGCCCCCGCAGCACUGCCUGGAGGGCGAGGAGGCCGAGCGGAAGCCCACGUCACUGACGCUGGCCCUGCGCGAGUGCGGCUGCAGCCUCUGCGGGUCCCCUCCUGCUGGGGCUCGGGCUGAGGGCAGCGAGCACGUCCGUGGCCCUGGCAGCUCCCUAAGCCGGGAUGGCUGGAUCCUGGCGGAGCAGCCCUGCUACCCGCGCCUGCAGCGCCGCCUGCUGGUCUCUCCGUCCUCCCGCCGGGCACAGUCUUCCACCUUCCCCGCUGCCUCGGAUGCUCUGUCUCCACACUGUCCUGUGAUCAGCCCGUCGUCCCCACCGCCGUCACCCCCAGCUCCACACCCCUCCUCCAGCCUCAGGGAUGACCCAGGACCCUUCGUGGGCUCCCCCGCCUGCCCACCCUUGGUCUGUGUCCUCAGUCCACGUGUGAAGACAGGGAACAGCUACAGCCACAGCACCGGCUCCAUGGACGGCACGGCGGCUCGUGGGCCUGGACCGUGCGCUCUCGUCCCCCCACGCCUGACACCCCCUGACAGUCGUGACGCGGUGACACUGGCUGCUGGGCGUCCAGUCAGGAGGGACCAGAGGCAGCACCUGGUGCCAGGCCCACCGCCUGCCCCUCCCGGUGCCCACGUCCCACCGACCCGCAUUCCCGGUGUGGACGUCCAUGUGCCCGAGCUGCUCCGUGUCCUGUUCCCACAUGGGACACCCCCAUCCCUGCUUCUCCCUAAUGACGACCUGGACCCCGAAUGUUCUGGGCAGGAAGAGGGCAAGGAGGACGCCGGCCUGUCCCGUCUGCCUCCCGGGGGCCCAGACACAGGGCUCGGGGGCUGCUGGGCCUUGAGGUCUGGAUGCUCCCAGGUGUGGGAUGAAGCUGCCACUGCCCGCUGGAGCUGCUCCUUCUGA
Lipotes vexillifer (Yangtze River dolphin) is the source of this 1727-nucleotide messenger RNA. It is a transcript of the gene PLPP2, whose product is annotated as phospholipid phosphatase 2. NCBI's taxonomy places the organism in Eukaryota, Metazoa, Chordata, Mammalia, Artiodactyla, Lipotidae. Gene Ontology annotation, molecular function: phosphatidate phosphatase activity. Gene Ontology annotation, biological process: phospholipid dephosphorylation; phospholipid metabolic process; signal transduction. The record is from RefSeq and is a predicted model, not a curated record. Gene Ontology annotation, cellular component: plasma membrane.